Messenger RNA from Psilocybe cubensis, 1755 nucleotides. RefSeq lists its product as uncharacterized. Bases 1 to 1755 code for a protein of 584 amino acids. The transcript has 4 exons. NCBI's taxonomy places the organism in Eukaryota, Fungi, Basidiomycota, Agaricomycetes, Agaricales, Agrocybaceae. The record is from RefSeq and is a predicted model, not a curated record.
AUGGACAUCGACCCUCCCCGUCUUUCUCUCUCCCUCUCCCCCGUUCUCCAGCCCACUAAUCCUCAGUCCAACGCUGACCUCGCCCGCCUCCUCGCUCUCUCCUACGCCGACAUCGACGACCUCCGCGCUCAGCUCGCUCUAGCCCGCAAGCGCGCAGACAAGGCUGACCGUCUCGCAAAGCAUCUCGCUCCAACCGACCAGCACGACCUCCGCAUCAAGCAGAUCGUAGAUGACUACGAGCAAAAGCUCGCCCGCGCAGAGGCAGAGCGCGACGACGCAGACGCACGCCGCCGCGAGGCCCUCGAGGGCUGGCGCCAGCUAGACGACCUCCUCUCCACCCUCGAACUCCACACGCGCGACGCCCGCUUCAUCGCGCGGGCGUAUCUCCCCGAUGGCGCUGCAUCGAUGGGCCCACCGGCGGGCGGCGCCGGGAGGCAGCACGCGCGGCACCUGUCUGCGUCUGGGUCUGCGCGGGGCUCUGUGGCGUUUCCGCUUGCUCUUCCGCCCCAUCCGAAUCCUAAUCCGACCUCCACCCACCCCGCGCCAACCGCACCCGCUCGGAGGCCGCGGACUCCCUCCAUGGACAGCGCCUAUCCGCCGUCCAAGCGUUCUCGGGGCCUCGACGAUCAGCGAGGAAGGCCGCCUACCUCCUCCUACUCUGACUCGGUCAGUUUUCUUCAUUUCCCAACCAUCGUUAUCCCCGAUCAUCAGGCUGAUCUUGCUCCUUACUUUUUCUUUCCUGACGUUAGAGUGCGAGGAACUGACGGUGACACCGCAGGGGGGUGCCGUCCCAUCUCCAUGCAGUACGUAGCAUCAGCGGGGCAACAGCAAGAAUACAGCGAUCAGAUCCGCAUGCGCCAGCAGCAGCAGCAAGCCAUGCUGCAACGCCGCGCAGGCGGAGCAUCGAUGCCCGAAGCACGCAUCAUCGACCGGAAAUACGGCCAGCCUCAUGGCGGAUCCACCCCGCACCACCGCGCGGCAUCGCCAGGGGGCGGCGGCGCAGGACACUCGCGCUCAGGCAGCCACUCGAGCUCAAGCUCGAUGGACGUCGACGAGAUGCUCAUCAAGGCCACCACAGGCGACGAGGGCGUUGGGAGCACUAACACCAACGGUAACAGCAACAGCAACAGCAAUGGCAAUGGCACGCCGAACGGCGCUGGGCGCGGGUACCUCGACUCGCCCCACCAUAACCCGCACGCGCACCACCACAGCAACGCGCAUGCGCACGCACAGGGCGGGCUCCGCAGGCGGGACCGCGAAAACGAGGACUCGUCGCCGCGCCCGUAUGCGAAUAGUGGUAAUAGCGGCUAUGCCGGGCCCGGGUACACGUCCUCUGGCCAGCCCCUCCGUGCGAGUGGGACGCUGCAGCAGGCGAGCGCGCAGAAUCAGGCGAAUCAUGUCAAUCAUAUUUUCGCACCUGUUGUGACGGGCGCGCCGACGAAGAAGACGAAAUUCCCGAAUACGCCUCUAGGAUCUGCUGCGAUUUUAGCUGGUUCAACACAAUCCAUCGAGGCUUCAUCCGCAUUAUCAUCAGCAGCAGCAGCACCAACAGCACCAGCGCCCACAGCGCAGCCCGCCGCACCAGCGGCUGUCCCCGCGGCUGUCCCGUACCCACCGACCAAUGCCGACGGACAGCGGAUCUGCAGACAGUGCGGGAUCGUCGGGCGGUAUAAGGACGGCAAAUGUGUGGAGAAAUGGGGUCCGGGGCCGAUGGGCCCUGGCACCGUUUGUGAUAGACUGCGAGUUAUCGGUUAG